AACAACGGAACAUAAAUAGUGCCUACUAAGCCAAUAAUGUGGUCAAUGGAUUGUAUUGAAUUCCAACAACAUGGCAUCUAUAACUGGAUAAAAUAAAUCGAACUUGAAAGUUUUGUAUAGAAAAGGUGAACUUUUAAGGAUAUACUGUGCAUAAACCAAGAUUAUAAGGAUAUAACUAGAUAGUUGUGAACUUAGAUAAAGUACAAGUAUGGCUUGUAAAGAGAUCUUUUUACUGUUAUUAGUUUUAAACUGGAUGAGUUCAAAUACAGUAUCUGGAGUCUGCACAGGUUAUCCCAAUGGGUGGUUGAACACAAAGUGGCUUUUCACAAAAUAUUCCAAUGGCCAAAAUUCCUACCUAGAAUUUUCUGGAAGUAAGGUGACUAAAAAACGUUGGGGAGGUGCAACUAUUUAUAAUAAGCAGGCUGAGAUUCUUGUGGAGCGUGAUUGCCAGGAUGAGUACAGUGAUGGUGAUUGGUUCUUCUAUUAUGAGAUUGGGGGGUCAUUCCACUAUUGUGUCAUGUAUUAUCGCUAUAGGGACGUCCUUCAGGAGAUGGUCUAUGGGACAGGUGUUAACCCUAUAGCAUCUGCCAAGACAUGUACAAACUAUGUAGGACCCAAUGGGACUGCAGUUGAACUCACACUCUAUCAUAAAGAAAGCUGGCCAGAUUUCAGCUGUUCCCCACUCCCCCAGGGAAACUAUUAUGUGUCAUACACAGUGAGUGACUCCAUAAAGAACCAAUGCCUUGGCUCAACAACCUCUGUCAGCUCUGUCAGAUCGGACCGUAUUGAAAUGAAAACUUGUUACGGUGGUCCUACCACAAGCUUCACACCAUACAACACAACCCUGUAUUGUUUAAUGCAGUGGGACAAUGACUUGAAUAGGGGCCAAGGAGAUUACAUGGCAAUUGUUUAUAAGGAGGACACAUUGGAAUAUCUUUAUUGUGCUCGCUACACAAUUUCUGGUGACCGGAUAGAUAUGUCAAUAGAUGUCAGGGCAGGUACACAAUCUAGCGGGGGACCCCUGAAAUGUUCUGUCACGAAAGAUCCCAACCAUUAUGAAGACUCCACAUACUUCAAACACAGAGCUUUUGACUUCUUAGCUGUUGACAAUUGCAACCCUAACCCCUGUAAGAAUCUUGCUACGUGUGUCCCCACCACAUUUGGUUACAAGUGUGACUGUGUACCAGGAUUUGAAGGUGCCACCUGUGAGACAGAUAUUAAUGAGUGUUCGUCCAACCCCUGUGACAAUGGUGCCACCUGUUCUGACAGAACCAACAAGUAUGUCUGUGAGUGCCCUCUAGGCUACAUAGGCAUUAACUGUGAAACAAACUCAGAGGAUUGUGUUGAAGGAGCGUGUGCCAAUGGAGGAACAUGUAUUGAUGAUGUGGACAGCUUUACAUGUGAAUGCCCACCUGGAUAUGCUGGACCUACCUGUGGAGAAGAUGUGAAUGAGUGUGCAUCAUUCCCCUGUCAGAAUGGAGCACUUUGUAACGACCUUGUCAACUCAUACAGCUGCAAUUGUGGGACUGGAUAUACAGGGACGUACUGUGAGACUGAUGUCAAUGAGUGUUGGUCUAAUCCCUGCAUUAAUGGCAACUGUACAGAUUACCUGAACAGGUAUAGAUGCACCUGUGAACCUGGAUAUGAGGGGCUCAAUUGUGACGAAGAAACCAAUGAGUGUACCUCUAACCCCUGUAAGAAUGGUGCUGAGUGCCAGGAUCAGGUGAACAGCUUUAAGUGCAAGUGCCCUCUAGGAUUUGUUGGAACACUCUGUGAAACUGAAAUCAAUGAAUGUUACUCAGAGCCAUGCUUCAACAAUGGGACGUGCGUUGAUUACAUUAACAGCUACGAGUGCCAGUGCUUAGAGUAUUAUCAGGGACUAAACUGCGAAAUUCACCUGACAACCACCACGAUCCUGACGACGACGUUUAACCCGCUAUGCAAGUGGGGUCAAUUUGUCUGUGAGUCCGAUCUCAAGUGUAUCAACUUCCAGAGAACAUGCGACUGCGUCCAAGACUGCGAUGAUAAUUCAGAUGAAGCGUACUGUCCUGUAAACAAGAUAUGUCACACAAAUGGAUACCAUUCUCCCUAAAUUCUAAAAGGAAAUAUGGAUAUGGGUAAUCUGAUUGGUUCACAUGCAGCUCCGUAUGAUGACACAUACAUUCAACUCUGAGAAUGAGGAAAAUAAGCACCAAAAGUGACACAAUUAGCAGUGACAUCUAUUUAUAAAACCAAAAAUAUCUAUAUUUAUGGAAGAUGGGUGAGACACGAUCCGUCCAUUUAGAUGCAAUAUCUCAUGUGCAACAUAUAUUUGUGUUUAACCUGCUCAGUUUGAGAAGUGAUAAAUUGAUGUGAUUUCAGUAUUUAGUUAUUUUUCACAGAUGGCAUCUUGUUACAGACAUUGAUUUUGUGACUUCCAUUAUAUUGUAAAAUACUGAUUAGAAAAAUCAAAUUAAUCAAUCAUUACUUUGUACUUGGUUUUGACAGUUUUAUGAAUUCUGUUUUUUGUCGCCAUCAAAGUAGUAAUGUAUCGUUUCAGCCAUUCUAUUUGUUAAUAGCAUUUUUGUCAUGUUAAUUUCUUGUUAUUAUGUAAUAUGAUAUUGUUUAAUUUUUUGCAUCUCAAGAAACAUUAUUAGGAAAAUACUCUAUGAAACAAAGAUAUGAUAUUAGAUAAUCAUACAAUAUUUAUAGGAUAUUUUAUUAUUUUGAGGAAUUUCAUUU
Owenia fusiformis is the source of this 2721-nucleotide messenger RNA. The record is from the annotation of a GenBank genome assembly. NCBI's taxonomy places the organism in Eukaryota, Metazoa, Annelida, Polychaeta, Sabellida, Oweniidae.